Papaver somniferum (opium poppy) is the source of this 1318-nucleotide messenger RNA. RefSeq names its product cytochrome P450 CYP749A22-like. The transcript has 5 exons. Gene Ontology annotation, molecular function: iron ion binding; oxidoreductase activity, acting on paired donors, with incorporation or reduction of molecular oxygen; heme binding. The record is from RefSeq and is a predicted model, not a curated record. NCBI's taxonomy places the organism in Eukaryota, Viridiplantae, Streptophyta, Magnoliopsida, Ranunculales, Papaveraceae. The coding region runs from base 26 to 1219 and encodes 397 amino acids.
AUACCGUUGUGUAGAACCAACGGAAAUGGGUGUUGUAGAAAUCCCACAGCUACUACUAGUUACUUUUCCAGUUGGUUUUGUUGGGCUGUAUCUCUUGCUAAUUCUCAUCAAAUUUCUUCACAAAGUAUGGUGGAAUCCGAUUCAAGUAACAAAAAUCUUAUCUUCUCAAGGAAUCAAAGGUCCUCCUUACAAAUUCCUCCAUGGAAAUACCAAAGAAAUCUUUACAAAAUUACAUGGAACUAGAAGCAAACCAAUGAAGGACUUAUCACAUCAAAUCUUCCCGUAUAUUCAACCUUUCCAACACUCGUGCAUCAAAGAUUACGGGAGGAAUUUUCUUUGUUGGAUUGGAUCAAAACCUCAAUUGUUUAUAACUGAGGUCGAAUUAGUCAAAGAGAUAUUGAACAAUAAAGAUGGGGCAUACCCAAAAUGGAAAGCAGAAGGAUAUGGGAAGAAACUAUUAGGAGACGGGCUGGUGACAGCGGAAGGAAAUAAAUGGGUUAGACAACGUAAAUUAGCUAACCAUGCUUUUCAUGCUGAGAGCCUAAAGGGAAUGGUUCCAGCCAUGAUAGCGUCUGUUGAAAUAAUGGUAGAGAAGUGGAAAGCUUACCAAGGAAAAGAGAUAGAAGUGUUCGAUGAAUUUAGAAUCAUGACAUCCGAAGUAAUAUCAAGGACUGCUUUCGGAAGUAGCUAUGUUGAAGGAAAGAACAUUUUCGAGAUGUUGGUCAAGUUAGGUUCACUUAUAUCUGCAAAUUUUCUUAAGAUAAGGCUUCCUGUUAUCAGAAAACUUAUGCCAACGGAAGAAGACACUGAAUCAGAUAGGCUUGAAAGAGAAAUCAGAAAAUCAAUUAUAGGAUUAAUAAAGACAAGAGAAGAAAAAGUGAAGAGGGGAGAACUGGAAGGUGGAUAUGGGAAUGAUUAUCUUGGAGUGCUAGUGAAAGCCUUUCAUGAAUCUGACGAUCACAAAAAGAUUUCUGUGGAUGAUAUGGUUGAUGAAUGCAAAACUUUCUAUUUUGCUGGGCAUGAAACAACAACUAGUUUACUCACAUGGACAUGUCUACUUCUAGCCAUUCACACAGAAUGGCAAGACAAAGCAAGAAAGGAGGUUUUUGAGUUGCUUGGGGAAAACAAAAUUACUGCUGAUGACAAUUUCCUUGGGAAACUGAAAAUCAUGAAUAUGAUCAUUAAUGAAACUCUAAGAGCAACUGCAGUGGACGACUAAACCCAAAUUUAGUGUCGAGUGGGCUGGCGUAGUGGGACGGACCAUCGAUCAAAAUUUGAUCAAAGAGUAAAACUCGGACCAAAUUUGGUCGGCGAUUAA